CCGCCGCCGCCCGCGCCUCCGAAGAGCCGCCGGCCCCGCCGCCCGAUGGCGAGGCUGCGGGACUGCCUGCCCCGCCUGCUGGUCACGGUCCGGUCCCUGCUCUUCUGGUGCCUGGUCUACUGCUACUGCGGGCUCUGCGCCUCCAUCUACCUGCUCAAACUUUUGUGGAGCAUCGGCAAGGGACCGGCGCAGACCUUCCGGCGGGUCGCCCGGGAACACCCUCCCGCGUGCCUGAGCGACGCCUCGUUGGGUACCCACUGCUACGUGCGGAUCAAGGAUUCAGGCUUAAGAUUUCAUUAUGUUGCUGCUGGAGAAAGAGGCAAGCCACUAAUGCUGCUGCUUCAUGGAUUUCCAGAAUUCUGGUAUUCUUGGCGGCACCAACUAAGGGAAUUUAAAAGCGAAUAUCGAGUUGUCGCACUGGAUUUGAGAGGCUAUGGAGAAACAGAUGCUCCCAUUCAUCGAGAGAAUUAUAAAUUGGACUGUCUAAUUACAGAUAUAAAGGAUAUUUUAGACUCUUUAGGGUAUAGCAAAUGUGUUCUUAUUGGCCAUGACUGGGGGGGCAUGAUUGCUUGGCUAAUUGCCAUCUGUUAUCCGGAAAUGGUGAUGAAGCUUAUUGUUAUUAACUUCCCUCAUCCAAAUGUAUUUACAGAAUAUAUUUUACGACACCCUGCCCAGCUGUUCAAAUCCAGCUAUUAUUACUUCUUCCAAAUACCAUGGUUCCCAGAAUUUAUGUUCUCAAUAAAUGAUUUCAAGGCUUUGAAACAUCUGUUUACCAGUCACAGUACUGGCAUUGGAAGGAAAGGAUGUCGAUUAACAAGAGAAGAUCUUGAAGCUUAUAUUUAUGUCUUUUCCCAGCCCGGAGCAUUAAGUGGUCCAAUUAACCAUUAUCGAAAUAUCUUCAGCUGCCUGCCUCUUAGACAUCACAUGGUGACCAUUCCAACACUACUACUGUGGGGAGAGAAAGACGCAUUUAUGGAAGUUGAGAUGGCUGAAGUCACAAAGAUUUAUGUUAAAAACUAUUUCAGGCUAACUAUUUUGUCAGAAGCCAGUCAUUGGCUUCAGCAAGAACAACCUGACAUAGUGAAUAAAUUGAUAUGGACAUUUCUAAAAGAAGAAACAAGAAAAAAAGAUUGACUUUUCUAUGUCUUCUAUGAGGGGUCUGUAAUGAAAUCUCUAAAUAAUUUUUAAAAAUUUGUUCACCAACUUCUUUAAGCUUCAUUAGGAAAAAACUGUUUUAAUAUGCUUUAUCAUAAAUAAAUACCCUGGCAAAUGGUAUUGAAAAAAAUCUGAGAAUAUGUGAACUUGUAACACACUGUUGAUUUUCUUUUGUUGUAAUUUGGACAGAAAAGCAUCUGCCUUAAAAUGUAUACACUUGUACAAAAAGGAAGUUGGAGAAAGUGGCUCAGUUUUGGUUUCUUGUGUUCUUUAUCCUGUUAAUAUAUAGUGCCUUUUACAAAUGUAUAUUAAAGGUUAGUUGUGCUAUAUUAAAAGGCAAACCUGCAAUGGUAUAAAUUUUCAUUUUAUAGUUCAAUAGUUCUUUUGACUACUUUUUAACCAUUAAAAAUUCUAUUAUCAAACCUUUGGAUUUAUAGUAUAUUUAUUAGUUUGAAGGCAAAUAUGAUUAAUGAAUAUACGUUCUUAAAAUAGGCCAUAACUACCACUUAUAUGGGGAAGAUUAACCAGAGAUGAUGUGGAGAUUCUCAUAUAUAAUAUGUAUAUAUAUGUGUAUAUAUAUUAAACAUUGAAAAACAGGGGAGCACAUCCGUUAAAUUACUUGCCUCAAUUCUCCAGCUAAAUUGGUGAGAGAUUGAGAAAAAGGAUAAAAUGUCCUUUUGCCCCAUUCAAUGAAGCAGGAAUUGAAUACUGUACUUCCUGUGUGCACUAGAACCUAAGCUCCACAGGGCAGAGAUUUUUUAUUGUUUUAUUAACUGAUAUGUAUCCAGCAUCUAGAAUAAGGGCCUGGCUCAUUGUAGAAAUUCAAAAGUUUGCUUAAUGAAUAAUUAACAUAUUUGACACACUGCUAGGCACUGUGGUGGAAAUAUAAAAGAAAGAUGACAUGGUAAUAUGGAAUUUUCCCUUAAGAAGCAUAUACAGAAUGCAGUUAAACGAGAGUUCAAGAGCGGUAAUGAACAUCACAAAUAAGAGUGGGAAGAGCUACAAAAUAGAGAAAGAUACCAGCUCAAGGGACUACUACUCAUUCUCUUGGGUUGCUCUCCUUUGGCAUGGGAGGCAACUAGUAACAUUGCCAAGUCACAGCCCCUUAGAGACAAUAACUGUGUUCCCAAAUAAGACUAAGUUGGUGAAAGGAAUGUUUCCCUCACUAAGCAUAGUUCUGAUAGCGACAGAAGAAAGUAGAAUGUCCCUAAGAAUUCUCAUCAUUGUAUCUUAGCAACUUGUAUUUACUAAUAAAAGCCCAAUUUCCAAAUAUAUUAGACUUGUGCCUCAUACGAACAUUGCAAGGGUUCCUGGUUAAAGUGAAAGGGAAAAAGGCAACCCGAGACGAGGCCCCCAUCUUCGUGACAGCGCCGCACUCUACUUUCUUUGACGCUAUCGCCUGUGUGGUGGCAGGGUUACCCUCAGUGGUCUCCGCAAGUCAA
Equus caballus (horse) is the source of this 2597-nucleotide messenger RNA. It is a transcript of the gene EPHX4, whose product is annotated as epoxide hydrolase 4. Gene Ontology annotation, molecular function: hydrolase activity. Lineage: Eukaryota; Metazoa; Chordata; Mammalia; Perissodactyla; Equidae. The record is from RefSeq and is a predicted model, not a curated record.